GAAAGACUUGACACUUCAAAGAUGUGAGUCACGCUGAGUUCUUGACGUUGAUAUCUGACUAAUAACAUUAUAGACACUGGGUGGGAGCGUAUUCCAGUAUCCAGUAUUGCCAAGCGCGUCAUUUGGCGAUUGGAACAAGACAGAUAUUCGCUUACCGCGAGCAAGCUGUAUCACUUGGGUGAGCAACUGCCUGAUUACUACGGCGGUGACCCGAACAAGGUCGGUUACAAGCGCCUCGAAAAACUCCGCGGUGAUGCCUCGACACUUUUCCUCGAUAUGGAUAUGUUCUUUGUCAAAGAAUCCGACUUGCUCUUCGUCCUUCCCACUAUUCCACAUCUGCGCAACGUCAAGCUUUCUAUCUGCUAUCGAGAGCUCCCUGAGCAUGAGAAUGAGCUCAACUGCUGGACAGCGCCCGCCAAAUGGAAGACAGAUCCAGAUGCGAACAGCCGGGAAGGCUUCGCACCACGCUCCAAGUACUAUACCAACGGGCGGCUCGACAGUGAAGACCGACCAGGUCAUUAUAAGCCGAGCAGUUCUCCGUUUCCUGAUCAGCGCGUACCUCGCAGAGGCGGUCUCGUAGCUGUAGGUCCAGAAGAUCCGGAUUACCCUCAAUUGUGCCUAGAGCAAGGUCUAUGCCACCUGCUUUCGGAGCAGCAAAAGCUUCUAGCCAUGAACGGCGCGCACCUUACGCCGAAAAGCAUGACAUCAAACGGUACAGCCGACGGCCCGAACGAGGAGAACAUGUCCCCUUCAGCAGAAUCUCCCACAGAGCGGGUCAACGGCGCUCAUAGUACGGAAGCCUCAGAAAGGCCUCUCGUCAACGGCAUCAACGGAGCAGCUCAUUGAUGCUCCAUACUGACCGACAUAAAUAUAUUACCCAUCCAAUGAACCCAUAUUAUACGAUAUCAUGCCACAUCCUCUGAUCGCAUCAUACCCGCACUGGCUAUGGAAAUGGUUUUGUUUUAUUCAGCGACACGAGCCUACGAUACGAAGCAAAUAGCAACUCCCUCCCGCAUAUACAUCUCUGUCCAAAUGCAUUUGCAGUCGUCUAAGCUGUACUGUUGGCUUCGAAUUGUAAAGUCCUGCAACAACUGGUUCUUCGGGGACAAACUGCACGGGGCUUACCCAGGAUGAAACAAUAUGCAGACCAAGGCGUUUGGCGCCGCUGCCAUGUUUAGGUUCUCACGGAAAUGGAGGACCGAUCACCUCAUAGAAGAAAGCGUAUUAGAUACUAUUACUCUUGCUCAAUACCAAUUGAUAAUGUCCA
Truncatella angustata is the source of this 1267-nucleotide messenger RNA. RefSeq lists its product as uncharacterized. The record is from RefSeq and is a predicted model, not a curated record. The transcript has a single exon. NCBI's taxonomy places the organism in Eukaryota, Fungi, Ascomycota, Sordariomycetes, Amphisphaeriales, Sporocadaceae. The coding region runs from base 277 to 846 and encodes 189 amino acids.